ACUAGGAGGAGGAGGAAAACAAGUCCCAGCCCCAGUGUGCGGGCGUCUGUCCAGCAGUGCUGGUCACUGGGAACCGCAGCCCCGCAGCAGCGCAGCCCCUCGGAGCCAUGGGCCCAGCAGCUCUGCUCUCCCUGCUGGCUGCAGCGUGGCAAGUCCAAGGGGUCCCGGUGAUUGAGCCCAGCGGGCCCCAGGUAGUGGUGGUGCCCGGCAUGUCGCUGAGCCUGCGCUGUGUGGGGAACGGCAGUGUGGAGUGGGACGGCCCCAUCUUCCCCCACUGGACCCUGGAUGUUGACGCCCCCAGCAGCACCCUGACCACCACCAACGCCAGCUUCCUGAAUACGGGCACCUACCACUGCACGGAGCCUGGGGACCCACAAGGUGGCAGCGCAAGCAUCCAUGUCUAUGUCAAAGACCCUCUCAGGCCCUGGAGACUACUGGUCAAUGAAGUGACAGUGCUGGAAGGCCAGGAUGCACUGAUUCCCUGCCUGCUCACUGACCCUGAGAUGGAGGGCCAUGUCAAGCUGAUGAGGACACGAAACCGCUCCGUGCUGCGCCAAACCAACUACUCCUUCUCCCCUUGGCAUGGCUUCACCAUCCACAAGGCCAAGUUCAUCGAGAGCCAGACCUACCAGUGUGGCGUGUCAAUGGGCAAGAGGAUGGUGACAUCUCUUGGGAUUGACCUCAGAGUGCAGAGAGUCAUCCCAGGGCCACCCACCUUGACACUGGAGCCUUCGGAGCUGGUGCGGAUCCAGGGAGAGACUGCCCAGAUCGUGUGCUCGGCCAGCGACGUUGAUGUCCACUUCGAUGUCUUCCUCCAGCAGGGAGACACUAAGCUCCCCAUCGCUCAGCAGACGGAUUUCCUCGAUAAGCGUUAUCAGAAAGUCCUGACCCUCAGCCUGGAUCCUGUAGACUUCCAUCAUGCUGGCAAUUACACCUGCGUGGCCACCAACGCGCAGGGCGUCCGCUCCACCUCCAUGGUCUUCCGGGUGGUGGAGGGUCCCUACCUGAACUUGACCACCAAGCAGAACCUGUUCCAGGAGGUAACCGUGGGUGAGAGGCUCAGCCUCAGCAUCGACGUGGAGGCCUACCCAAGCCUGCAAGCUUUUAACUGGACCUACCUGGGACCCUUUCCUGACCACCAGCCCAAGCUCGAUUUCACUACCAAAAGGGAAGCAUACAGAUACAGCUUCAUGCUUAACCUGCCCCGCCUGAAACCCUCGGAGGCUGGCCACUAUUCCUUCCUCGCCAGGAACGCCAAUGGCACCAAGGUCCUCACCUUCGCCCUCACUUUACGAUAUCCCCCAGAGGUUCGCGUCACCUGGGCCAUCAUUAACGGCUCCGAGGCUCUAGUCUGUGACGUCUCUGGCUAUCCCCAGCCCAAUGUGACCUGGCUGCAGUGUGGGGGCCGCAUUGACAGGUGCGAUGAGGCCCGAGGGCAGCUCUUGGAGGACCCCCAGCCCCAGGUCCUGAGCCAGGAGCCUUUCCAAAAGGUGGCGGUGCAGAGCGUGCUGGCGCUGGGGUUUUGGGAGCACAACCGCACGUACGAGUGUCGCGCCAACAAUGAGGCAGGGAACAGCUCCCACAACAUCUGGCCCAUCACAGUUGAAGCCGACUGGCAGCCACUGCAGGAGACCCUCUUCACGCCCGUCCUGCUGGCCUGCAUGUCGGUCACGGCCGUGCUUCUGCUGCUGCUGCUGCUGCUGCUCUACAAGUAUAAGCAGAAGCCCAAGUACCAGGUGCGCUGGAAGAUCUUGGAGAGCUAUGAGGGCAACAACUACACCUUCAUCGACCCCAUGCAGCUGCCCUACAAUGAGAAGUGGGAGUUUCCCCGAAACAACCUGCAGUUUGGAAAGACCCUCGGGGCUGGCGCCUUCGGGAAGGUGGUGGAGGCCACAGCCUUCGGGCUGGGCAAGGAAGAUGCAGUGCUGAAGGUGGCAGUGAAGAUGCUGAAGUCCACGGCUCACGCAGAUGAGAAGGAGGCACUCAUGUCAGAGCUGAAGAUCAUGAGUCACCUGGGCCAGCAUGAGAACAUUGUCAACCUGCUGGGCGCCUGCACUCACGGAGGUCCUGUUUUGGUCAUCACCGAGUACUGCUGCUACGGGGAUCUGCUCAACUUCCUGCGGAGGAAGGCCGAGGCCAUGCUGGGGCCCAGCCUGAGUCUGGGCCAGGAGCCCGAUGUGGUUUCUGGCUACAAGAACAUCCACCUGGAGAAGAAAUACGUUCGCAGGGACAGUGGCUUCUCCAGCCAGGGCUUGGACACCUACGUGGAAAUGAGGCCCGUCUCUACUUCUUCAAGUGACUCCUCCGAGCAAGAUCUGGACAAGGAGGCAGAGCGGCCGCUGGAGCUGCAGGACCUGCUGCACUUCUCCAGCCAGGUGGCCCAGGGCAUGGCUUUCCUGGCCUCCAAGAACUGCAUCCACCGGGACGUGGCGGCCCGGAACGUGCUGCUCACCAGCGGGCACGUGGCCAAGAUCGGGGACUUCGGCUUGGCUAGGGACAUCAUGAACGAUUCCAAUUACAUCGUCAAAGGCAACGCCCGCCUGCCCGUGAAGUGGAUGGCGCCUGAGAGCAUCUUCGACUGCGUGUACACAGUGCAGAGCGACGUCUGGUCCUACGGCAUCCUCCUUUGGGAGAUCUUCUCCCUCGGGCUGAACCCCUAUCCGGGCAUCCUGGUGGACCGCAAGUUCUAUAAGCUGGUGAAGGAUGGCUACCAAAUGGCCCAGCCCAUGUUCGCCCCGAAGAAUGUGUACAGCAUCAUGCAGGCCUGCUGGGCCCUGGAGCCCACCCACAGACCCACCUUCCAGCACAUCUGCUCCCUCCUGCAGGCGCAGGCCCAAGCGGAUGCAACAGCACCGGACUACACCAACCUGGCGGGCGGCAGCGAGCCCGAGGAGGAGAGCUCCAGCGAACAGCUGGCCUGCUGCGAGCCGGGGGACCUCGGCCAGCCCCUGCUGCAGCCCAACAACUACCAGUUCUGCUGAGGGGCCCCCAGCACCCCGCACCCCUCAAAGCGCCUCUCCUCCAGGGACAGGUGCCGUGGGGAGAGGAGAUGCUCUGCUCCGGUCAUCAGCGGGCCAGCCCCGCCCCCAACUCAGGAAGGUGGGACCCGCAGGUGGCCAGAGCAGAGCCCCGGAGCCUGGGCCAACACUGCCAGUCAGGGGCCGGGGUUGAGCCCCCCACCCCCACCCCACCCCAGGGUCCUCACUGCCGUGCCAACUGGAUAAGCCCCUGCUCAGCCUCUUGCCCGUGCCCCCACCCCCCAGACAGGGACUGGAAUGCAUUACGACCCUCCCCCAGAGCUGCCCCCACUGGAGACGGGGCUCCUCCUGGUCUGCCCCGUGACCCUCCACCCCACUGCUGCAGUGAGUUGGGGGUACAGCCCAGUGCCCCCACCAUUCUGAGCCAGAAGGCCGGGGACCCACGUGGCUGGCCAGAGCGCACAUCCCCUGCUGACUCAUGUUGACUCACAGUCCCGAUGCCGGCUAUUA
Sorex fumeus (smoky shrew) is the source of this 3488-nucleotide messenger RNA. It is a transcript of the gene CSF1R, whose product is annotated as colony stimulating factor 1 receptor. The record is from RefSeq and is a predicted model, not a curated record. Gene Ontology annotation, molecular function: ATP binding; macrophage colony-stimulating factor receptor activity; cytokine binding. Lineage: Eukaryota; Metazoa; Chordata; Mammalia; Eulipotyphla; Soricidae. Gene Ontology annotation, biological process: cytokine-mediated signaling pathway; protein phosphorylation; osteoclast differentiation. The transcript is spliced from 21 exons. Bases 108 to 2981 code for a protein of 957 amino acids. Gene Ontology annotation, cellular component: signaling receptor complex; CSF1-CSF1R complex.